CCCCAUCCCCCAGCAGAUAAGCGGAUAUAGGCAAACGAAGGGCUAAACGGUAACCCCUGGGCGUCAGGGGGCCCGUGUGUUUAUGUGUGUCUGUGGGUGUGUCUGUUUAUGUGUGGUGUGUGUUUGCGUAUGUCUGGGUGCGUGACCGCCCUUCGGUGGGUCCGUCCGGCGGGGUCCGUAGGCCCGGGGCCCCGGAUUUGCCCGUCUGUGGCUCCACGCGUAAUUCGUGUGCGUCUGUCUUCGCCAGCGUCCGGUUGGGUGUCUGGUGUGUGCAUGUGUGUGUUGGGUAAGGGGGUGUCUGGGGUUUCCAUAGGACUGUCUCUUUCGGUGUCUGGAUGAGGCUGGGGUGUGUGUGUCCGCGUGUACGUACCUCUUUCCAUCUCUGUGAGGGGGUCCGUACGGGUCACUUUCUGUGUGUGUCUGGGUAGCUACGGGGGUCAGUUUCUCCGUGUGUGUGGGUCCGUUUGUGUGUGCCCGUCUGCGUGGGUCAGUUUCUGUCAAUGGGAGUGAGUCUGUGUGUGCGUGUGUGUUUGGGUAUUUGCACGAGUCGAUUUAUGAGUGUGUGUGCCUGUGUAGAGGGUCAGUGUCUGAGUGUGUGUGUUGGUGUAUGUGUGUGGGCCUGUGUAUACGGGUAGUUGCACGGGGCCGUUUCUGCCCGAGACCCUGUGUGUAUAUGUGUGUGUGCCUGUGUCUGGGUAUCUGCAUGGGUCAGUUUUUGUCUGUCCAAGGGUCAGUGUGUAUAUGUGUCUGUGUGUGUCUGGGUAUGGGUGUCUUCGUGGGUCAGCUCCUGUCUGUGGGAGUGACUGUUUGGGAGACCGUGUGUGUGUCCGUGUCUGCCCCACGUGCCUGCCUCUGCGUGCGAGCUUGUGCGUCCUCGUGUGUGUCUGAGGGUCUUAUCGGGUCUCCCGUGUGUGUGUCGUGUCUGUACAAGUCGGUGUGUGCAUGCCUAACCCCCUGUGAGAGUGUGUGCGCGUCUGAAGAGUGGAUGAGAAUUGGUGACUGGUCUGUGUGUGUCUAAGCCGGUUAUUUACAUGCCUAUCGCCAUGUGGGCCUGUGCGUGUAUGUCUGAAGGGUGUCCGGGUCAGUGUAUGUGAGCGGUGUGUAUAUGUGUGUGUACGUGGGAGGUUGUGCACGUGUCUGCUUUUCCUCCGGGGUCUCCGAGGCCCAGGAAGGGCCGACACUACCUGUCCACCCGGGCCUUCCCCUACUGACCCCGGGACCUUCUUUUCGGGUCUCUCUCUUUCCUCACUGAAGUUGAUCCGGGACCCAGGGAGGGGGCCCCCCCUCGCCCCUCCCUGCCCCCCGCCCCCCGACAUGAACCUGAACCUGCUCUAUCGCAAAACCAAGCUGGAGUGGAGGCAGCACAAGGAGGAGGAGGCCAAGAGGAGCGCAGGUAAGGAGGCGGGGCCGACGGGACCGGGAUCGGGACCGGGAUCGGGAUCGGGGCCCGGGGUCCGGGUGCGGGACAUCGCCUCCCUGCGCCGCUCGCUCAGGAUGGGCUUCAUGACGAUGCCGGCCGCCUCCUCCCAGGAGCACGCCCCGCACCCCUGCCGCAGCGCCCUCGCCCCCCGCUCCCUCUCCUGCCACUCGGUGGGCAGCGUGGACGGCGGCGCCGGAGGGGGAGGGGGCGGGGACGGCGGGGCGCGGAGACCCCCGGCCAAGCCCCGCCGACACCCCACCACCAAGCUCAGCAUGGCUGGGCUCGGGCCCGAAGUCCCCCCGAGCAAGAAAACCGGCCCUCAGAAGCCGGUCCCGGAAGGCCGAGACUGCAGCCGCAAGGUCCCCCCGCAGAAGCCGAAGCGCAGCCCCAACACCCAGCUCUCCGUCUCCUUCGACGAGUCCUGCCCGGAGGUGGCGGGCUCCCGGGCCGGGGCCGGGGUGGGCCCCGCCGCCCCUCCGCGCUCCGGCCGCGGGGGCCGGGGGGCGGCCGGGGACCCCGACCCGGGGGGCCGGGAGGAAGAGCCCGUCUACAUCGAGAUGGUGGGGGACGUGUUCCGGGCCGGCGGGCGAGGAGGAGGAGACGGAGGCCGAGGAGGAGGAGGAGGAGGAGGAGGAGACGGAGGAGGGGGCGCGGGGGGAGGGGGCGCCGGGGGCACCCCCGGCCCGGCCCCGCAGGACUCGGACUCGGAGGAGAGCGAGGCCAUCUACGAGGAGAUGAAGUACCCGCUGGCCGAGGAGGGGGCGGACGGGAGGGCCAACGGGGCCCUCCCGCCGCCGGCCGCCGCCGCCCCCUCCCCGGCCCCGCACCCGCCCCCGCACCCCCUCCGCCUGCUGCAGCGUCGCCCCGCCUCCGCCCUCCAGCCCCGCAGGGACGGGGGUCCCGCCAAGACCCCGCCGUGCUGCGACAUCCCGCCGCCCUUCCCCAACCUCCUCCAGCACCGGCCGCCGCUCCUCGCCUUCCCGCAGGCCAAGCCGGCCGGUCCCGCCGGCCCCGCCAGGGUCCCCGGGGACGGGGCGUCCCGCCUGCCCGUCCUCUGCCACGCCAAGGAGCCAGCCGGCCCCGGCCCCGUCGUCCAAGUGCCUGGGCGGGAGCCGGACGCCCCGCCGCCCCCUCCCGCCGUCGCCGCCGUCGCCCACGUGCUGCCCGCGCCGCCCUCGGGCCGGGCCCGGAGCCACUCGACGCCGCUGCCCCCGCAGGGCAAGGCUCAGCCCCGUGGGGAGCGGGACCUCCCCACCUCCCACAGCGUCAUCUGCCCCCGCGCCCCGGGGCCGGGGCCGGCGGCCCUCCCGGCAGCGGCGGCGCCCCCGGACACGGCGGUGGCCUACACCAUGGUGUACUCGGCCGUCAAGGUGACCGCCCACUCGGUCCUGCCGGCCGGCCCGGAGCCCCAGGCGGAGAAGGAGAUCGCGGUGCUGCACGGCAUGCUGUGCGCCGGCGGCAGGCCCCCGCCCCCGCCGCCCCCGCCCCCGCCGCCGCCCCCGGGACCCCCGGCCAAAGGAGGCCUCGCCGCCCUGCACCUCCACCACCACCACCUCCACCACCACCUCCUCCACCAUCACCACCACCACCUCCUCCACCAUCACCACCACCUCCACCGGCCCGGCUGCCUGGUCGCCUCCCCGCAAGGCCUCCCGGACCCCGCCGGGCCCCUGGGGCCGCCCUGGACCUACCCGGCCGGGGCGGGGUCCAAGAGACCCCCGGCCUACGAGAGCCUGAAGGCGGCCGGGGCGGGGCCGGCCAAGGGCUGCGGGACCCCGGCCCCCCUGGUGAAGAUCCAGCUGCCCGAGCGGGGCGAGGGCGCCUUCGCCAGCAUCGCCUGCGCCCACCUCCUGGCCAGGGCGGGGACCCCGGAGGACGGGGAGGAGGCGGGGGACGGCGACGGCGACGGGGAAGAGGUGGGGGCGGCGUUCGGGGCGGGCUGGGCCCUGCAGAGGAAGGUCUUGUACGGCGCCAGGAAAGCCAAGGAGCUGGACACAGAGGGGUCGGAGGGGGCCCGGGCCUGGGCCUGGGCCGGCCGCGCGGACCCGCCGGCCAAAGCGGAGCGGGAGGAGAAGGGGCUCCCGCCCUCGGCCAUCCCCGUGAGGAGCCAGGGGGCCGAGGGCCUGCUGGCCCGAAUCCACGCCGGAGGAGACCGAGGCGGCGGGGGCCGGACGGGGCUCCCCGUGCCCUGCCAGACCUUCCCCGCCUGCCACCGCAACGGAGACUUGACGGGGGGCUACCGCCUUGGGCGCUCAGCCUCCACCUCCGGGGUCCGCCAGGCAGCCCUCCACACCCCGCGCCCCUGCAGCCAGGCCCGGGAGUCGCCCAGCCAGAUGCACCCCGCGCUGCCCCAGCCGCUGCCCCUGCCCCUGCCCCUGCCCCUGCCUCAGCCGCCCCCGCCGGCCCGGGAGCGAGACGGGAAGCUGCUGGAGGUCAUCGAGCGCAAACGCUGCGUCUGCAAGGAGAUCAAGGCGAGGCACCGUCCGGACCGGGGCCUGUGCAAGCAGGAGAGCAUGCCCAUCCUCCCCAGCUGGCGCCGUGGGCCUGAGCCCCGCAAGGCCGGGACCCCACCCUGCCGACGCCAGCACACCGUCCUCUGGGACACGGCCAUCUGAGCUGGGGGACGGACCCCGGGACGGGGGGAUCGGGCCUAGGCAGCCAGCCUGCCCUUCCCACCCCAAGGAGGCCGCCCAGAGGCCCGCAGGUCUGGGAGGGGAAAGUGAGUGGAGCUCCCACCCCCCCGCCCCCUUCCCCCCUCGCUGGACGUGGGAGGUCGGACCCUCGGGCCUGCCCGUGGUCCCCCCCGCUGCUGGACUUUGGGGGUACGAGGCCAUCCCAGAACCGGUGGGGGUGUCCCCCCCCCCGCAACACACUCCCAGCUGCAUCCCCGUUUCUCCCCCAACCCCCUCAUUGGGGUGCGCAGACCCCCUCCCUCCUCCCACCCCCCACCCCGUGGAGGCCAGGGUCGGGGAGAGGGAGAAGAGUGGGGGGUGGGGGAGGUGGGUGUGAGCACCGAGUGUCAGAGAGUGAGUGUGAGAGACUGGAUUAUGGAAAGUUGGGGGUGGGGGGAGCAGGUGGCGGGAGGCAGGGAGGGGCUGUAUU
Messenger RNA from Ornithorhynchus anatinus (platypus), 4522 nucleotides. It is a transcript of the gene NYAP1, whose product is annotated as neuronal tyrosine phosphorylated phosphoinositide-3-kinase adaptor 1. Gene Ontology annotation, biological process: phosphatidylinositol 3-kinase/protein kinase B signal transduction; neuron projection morphogenesis. NCBI's taxonomy places the organism in Eukaryota, Metazoa, Chordata, Mammalia, Monotremata, Ornithorhynchidae. Bases 1315 to 4035 code for a protein of 906 amino acids. The record is from RefSeq and is a predicted model, not a curated record. The transcript is spliced from 6 exons.